Tupaia belangeri chinensis (Chinese tree shrew) is the source of this 2491-nucleotide messenger RNA. RefSeq names its product ARF GTPase activating protein 3 (gene ARFGAP3). The record is from RefSeq and is a predicted model, not a curated record. NCBI's taxonomy places the organism in Eukaryota, Metazoa, Chordata, Mammalia, Scandentia, Tupaiidae. Gene Ontology annotation, biological process: COPI coating of Golgi vesicle. Gene Ontology annotation, molecular function: GTPase activator activity.
GUGUGCUUUGAUUGUGGUGCCAAGAAUCCCAGCUGGGCAAGCAUCACCUAUGGAGUGUUCCUCUGCAUCGAUUGCUCAGGGUCGCACCGGUCCCUGGGUGUCCAUUUGAGUUUUAUUCGGUCCACGGAGCUGGAUUCCAACUGGUCGUGGUUCCAGCUGCGGUGCAUGCAGGUUGGAGGAAACGCUAGCGCAUCCUCCUUCUUCCAUCAGCAUGGCUGUACCACCACAGACACCAAUGCCAAGUACAACAGCCGCGCUGCCCAGCUCUACCGUGAGAGAGUCAAGGCGCUGGCCUCCCAGGCCACGCGGAAGCACGGCACGGACCUGUGGCUCCCCCGCCGUGUGGUCCCGCCUCCGUCCCCUUCACCGAAGGAGGAAGACUUCUUUGCCUCUCACGUUUCUCCCGAGGUGACUGGCUCAGCGUGGCCAUCAACACAGCCAGAACCGACUGCGAUGCCGAGGGCUGUGGAUCCUGCUCCGAAAAACCUCGAAGGCAGGCCAGGACAAGGACCCAGUGUGGAAGGUCUGGACGCGCCGGCGAAGGCUGCUCUGGAAGUUUCCUCUAUCAUCAAAAAGAAACCAAAUCAAGCUAAAAAAGGACUUGGGGCCAAAAAAGGAAGUUUGGGAGCCCAGAAACUGACGAAUACAUGCUUUAACGAAAUUGAAAAACAAGCUCAAGCUGUAGAUAGAAUGAAGGAACAGGAAGACCUCCUGGCCAGAGCCGCACCUAAGGAAGAGUCCAUCGUUUCAUCGUUACGGUUAGCCUAUAAAGAUCUUGAAAUUCAAAUGAAGAAGGAUGACAAGAUGAACAAGAGUGGCCAAAAAAAAAUCGAAUCAGAGAGGCUGGGCAUGGGAUUUGGAAACUGCAGAAGCGGUAUUUCACACUCAGUGGCCUCGGACAUGCAGACCAUAGAGCAAGAGUCCCCCGUCCUGGCGAAACCAAGGAAAAAAUACAAUGAGGACAGCGAGGACGCCUUUUUUACCUCCAGCUCCAGGUACUUCGAUGACCCAAUGGAGUUAAGGAGCAGCUCUUUUUCUACCUGGGAUGACAGUUCAGAUUCCUACUGGAAGAAGGAGACCAGCAGGGAUACGGAGAUCGUGCUGAAGAGCUCAGGCUAUUCAGACAGACCGACAGCACGCCGCAAGCCGGACUACGAGCCCGCUGAAAGUACGGAUGAGGCCCAGAAGAAGUUCGGCAACGUCAAGGCCAUCUCAUCAGACAUGUACUUCGGGAGGCAAGCCCAGGCUGAUUAUGAAACCAGGGCCCGGCUGGAGGGGCUGUCGGCAAGUUCCUCCAUCAGCUCAGCGGACCUGUUUGACGAGCAGAGGAAGCCGGCCGCAGGAAACUCCGGCUUUGCCAGCAUGCUGCCCAGCGCCCCCGACGUGGCGCAGUUCAAGCAGGGAGUGCGGUCCGUCGCCGGGAAGCUCUCCGUCUUUGCUAACGGGGUCAUGACGUCGAUUCAGGAUCGCUAUGGUUCUUAACGUGGACGUCGCGACGCACAUCUCCAGAAAGCCCUUGAAGUGAACCAGUGGCCAUGUCAUGGGCUGCGACCCAGACCGGACGGCUUUUGCAGAUUGUCAGGCUACUUUUUCAUGAUAUAUAUAUUCUCUGGUUUUUACUGUUUCCUUCGAGAAAUCCUCCUGUUCGACGUGGUAGAAGCUUUGUUGUGGCUCCUGUGCCGUGGCUGCCUGCCCCCGCCCGCCUUCGGCACAGCCUCCGCUUCAUCCUCCUGGCUCCGUUUGUCCUGCGGCUGGACCUGGGCUGGGCUCCUGCGGCCUCUGUUUGGACUGCCAGCCUCACCUGGGCAGGGGCCCAGGCUGCCAGGGCCCGCGGACCGAGACCGGCCAGGAGGGACAAAACCCACGGCACGCACGUUUCUUUAAAAGGAGCAAAGAGUAAAAGGAAAGACCAAGAGCGCUGGCGUCCACCUUGACGCCUCAUCCCCUUCCACGCAGCGAGGUGAUUUCAGACGUGGGCGUCUCUGUCCCUUUGUAGAUCGUUUGUUUACAUCAGCUCUAAGUUUAACAAUGUUUUCAGUGAGUGCUCUUAACAAACCUAAGCUUCCACAUUGCCCAGGGGGUUAAUUUUAUCUUUGACAAGGUGUUGCUGUUUGAAUUUAUGAGAAAUGUAAGAGAGCACCCUCCAAGCGCGUGUAGCAAUCGAUGGUGUAGAAUUGAAACUGAGUAAGGGGAAGAUACCGCCCGGAAGAUAGUUCAGCAUAUGGGAAAAUUUCAAUGUAAUUGGGGGUUUGUUGGUAUUUUUUCUAUCUAAAUCUUGGUUUUCAAAAUUUACAGAAUAUGUGGGUAAGAGAAUAAAGACAAAUCCUUUGGCUGUGUUUUAGACAGCAUUAGAAUAUAUUGAUCAGCACAGUAAAACAUAUUGGAAAUUUGAUGAGCCAUAUGUGGUUUCAAACAAAUAUUUUGUGAAUCUUUCUUAAAAACUCAGAUUUGUAGACUUGUAAACAUAAUAAACAGCCACAGUAGACACGUC